AUGGAUUUAUUCAAUGACGUUCUUAUCACAGCUCGAAAAACUGAUGAACAAGUCAUAGACUCGUCUGAGCCAGAACCUGACAAUACUUUAGACUUUUCUAGAAUGAGUUUUUUUAUAAAUCCAGCCUUUAAUGACGGACAAAUGGCAAAACCCUAUACUCACUCAGCACAAUAUAUCCCCAAAAAACUGAAAAAAAGCAGAGUUAAAAAGAACGCGAAAACUUUUGAGCUCCAGCAGUUAUUGGCGAUAUCAGAAAUACGGUAUUUUGAAGACACAAAAAAGCUGCAGCAGGCGAUUGUGAGGAAUAAAUCGCUGCAGACUGUAUUUUUGGUAGCGUUUUUGUAUAAGGUUUAUCCGUUUAUAAAGAGGUCUGUCAUGAUGGUGAGGAGGGUUUAUUGAAACCGGUGGAAAGGAAUUAAUGCAGAAUUAGGCACGAAGCCACUGCCAAGUACUUUUAAACUGAGAGGCUUUCUUAACUUAUGGAGAAAAAUAAUGAAAAAUCAACUCUUAAGGUCUUUUGUGAUGUUUAAAGAGAGAGGAAUUCUUUCGGAGCUGCAGCUGCAGUAUUAUGGGAUUGACUCAAAGCUGAGAUAUAAAAUAUCUCGAUAUGUCCCUCCACCGAAAAGUUUGAACACAAAUUUGGAAAAAUUGGAGUCUAUGAAAGUGAUUGAUCCACAAGAAAAACUGAAAUUUGAUAGUAAAGUUAGAAAUCAAAUGGUUAUGCUGGACAUAAAUGGGUUAGCCGCUAGUCGUUACUAUUUUUGAUUUCCGACCUGAAUCAUUUGCCAAGGGAUCAGCUCCUGAUAUAAGAGCCAAGGCCUGCAGAGAGCCCGAUGGCCUCUAUAAGAGAAGAUCGUGAUAGUAAAAAAUGUCUAGCCCAUCUACAAUGACAGGAAUACUUUCAGAAAGAAAACUUCCCUCGGCAAAGCAUCUCAAAUUAAAGACUUACUUCAAAAAGACAGGCCUUGCUUUCAGCUUUAUCAGGAUAGGUCCUACCAGCUUCAUAGGGAGUGCGCCAUCCAAUUUCCGUCAACGUCACCAUUUAUUCCUCUAAAGCUAGAAAGGAAUUUUCUAAAGUAAUAAAGAAAAAAAGCGAAAAUGACAGGAGGAUAGAAAAAGUUAUGGGGAAGACUUACUAUCAAUAA
Messenger RNA from Blepharisma stoltei, 1145 nucleotides. The record is from the annotation of a GenBank genome assembly. Lineage: Eukaryota; Ciliophora; Heterotrichea; Heterotrichida; Blepharismidae.